Molecule: messenger RNA, 264 nt
Organism: Racocetra persica
Lineage: Eukaryota; Fungi; Glomeromycota; Glomeromycetes; Diversisporales; Gigasporaceae
Source: the annotation of a GenBank genome assembly
AUGCCAAAACAAAAGAAUAAAGUGUAUAAGAUGCUCCAAGAAUAUAAUAAUAAAAGAAGGAAGCAAGUUACAAAAAGGCAAAAGAAGGAUAUUGUAGAUGUCUUGGGUGAUGAUUGUACUGAAAAUGAUAUUUGGGCUGAGGAUAUUUUUGCUAAAGAUAUCCGUGAUGAAGAUGUCUUUGCUGAAGAUGUUUUUUCUGAUAAUAUAUCUACUAAAAGCAGUGAAUUUGAUAAGGAUAAAAGUGAAAAAGAGCUUGAAGAAGAA